Pezoporus occidentalis (night parrot) is the source of this 1200-nucleotide messenger RNA. RefSeq names its product basic proline-rich protein-like. The record is from RefSeq and is a predicted model, not a curated record. The coding region runs from base 1 to 1200 and encodes 399 amino acids. The transcript is spliced from 2 exons. NCBI's taxonomy places the organism in Eukaryota, Metazoa, Chordata, Aves, Psittaciformes, Psittacidae.
AUGUCAGGCAGGAUGCGCCCGCCCGCCUGUCGGGCCGUGGUACGCAGAUCGACGCCGGCAGCAGCCCGGUCUCCGGGGGGAUCCCCCGCGUGGCGGCCAGCAGCGGGUGCCGGGUCCGGCCUCACAGCCGGGCGGCCCGCCUGCGGCUCGGGCGGUGUGCGGGGUUCCGUGCGCCGGGGGUACCGCCGGGGUGCUCCUGCUCCCCCGAGUAGAACUCGCCCUCCUCCUGCACCCCGCCCCUGGCCUCCCCUUCCUCCUGCCGGCCCCGCCGCACCCACCAGCGGGCCCGGCCUGGGGGGCUCGCCUCCCGCCGCCCCCCGCCCCGCUCCUGUUGCGCCCGCCGGCUCAGGCCCUGCUCCUGCCCGGCUUUGGGGCCGUGCUCUUGCACGCCCCGCACCGCGCACCGCGCUCUCCGCGGCGGCUGCGCCCCGGGGCUGCCCCCCUCUUCCCCCGCCGCCGCUUCCUCCGCGCCCCGCGCCCGCCGCCGCGCGCGGGCCGUCCCCCGCUCCCGGGGCCGCCGCGGCUCCGCGCCCGGCUUGGGGCCGCCGCCGGCUGCGGCGGCACCCAGUGCCACCGGCCCUGGCCCCCGCCGCGCCCCGGCCCCCCGCCGCCCGCGGCCACCAGCUCCUGGCCGCGGGGCAGCUCCCCCAGCCCCGCCUCCUGCACGCCCUGGGUGAAGCCCCCCUCCUCCUGCACCCCUGGGGCCACUCCGCCGCCCUCCGGUACCCCUGGGCUCAACCCCCCGCCCUCCGGCACCCCGCUCGCGCCUUGACCCCGGAUGGUGCACGCGGCCGCAGCCCCGGCACCGCUCACCCGGGGGGGCCCCCCCCGGGGCCGCCCCCUGCCGCGACCCCCCCGCGCCGCGCUGCCGGAGCCCCGGGGCCGCCGCCGCCGCUCCCCCCUACCCAGCAGCCGCCGCCGCCACCGCCCCCUCCUGCCGCCGCCGGCGAGAGCUGCCGGGGCGGUGCGCGCCCGGCCGGCCCCGCGCUUAAAGGCGCCGCGUCGCCGCUUUACGUAACGGCGGGGAGGGGAUGGCGACGGGGUGGGGAGGGACGGGCAGGCGGACGGGGAAAGAGCGGGGCGCGGGGGCCGGACUCACCAGGAACAGCACCAAACCGGGGGCCGCUCGGUACAGGGGCUGGAGGUGUGAGAUGGGGCGCAGGGCACGGGCAGCCCCGCACUGCCACGGAGCAGUCCUGA